AUGGCCUCAACGUCCAAUUCCGAUGGAGCACCUCCAUCCUCCGUCAUGGAUGCAGUUCUCGUCCCGUCAAACGAAAUGCCAGUCAAUGCACAAAAAGUCGAGGAGCUCGACUUUAACAAAUUUGCCGGGCGUCCGAUAACCGUUGAUGAUCUAUUGAGUGGUAUGAAUAAUAUGGGCUUUCAAGCAAGUUCCAUUGGUGAAGCUGUUCGAAUAAUUAAUGAUAUGCGUGCAUGGCGUGGUCCAGAACCAUCCGAUCGUACCACCAUUUUCCUUGGAUACACUUCAAAUUUGAUCUCAAGUGGACUUCGUGGUACUCUUCGCUACCUCGCUCAACAUCGUCACAUUUCUGCAAUCGUCACCACUGCCGGUGGUGUCGAAGAAGAUAUCAUUAAAUGUCUUGGUCCCACCUACAUGGGUUCAUUCUCUACUCCUGGAGCUGAGCUCCGUGCCAAAGGUCAAAAUCGUAUUGGAAAUCUUAUUGUUCCCAAUAACAACUACUGCGCAUUUGAAGACUGGGUAAUGCCCAUUCUCGACACUAUGCUUGCUGAGCAAGAGGAAUCGAAAAAAGAUACUGACACUGACAACCACAUUUACUGGACACCCAGUAAAAUUAUCAGAAGAUUAGGCAAAGAGAUCAAUAACGAAGAGUCACUACUUUAUUGGGCCUAUAAAAAUGAUAUCCCUAUCUUCUGCCCAGCACUUACCGAUGGUUCCUUAGGCGAUAUGCUUUACUUCCACACUUUCAAAUCCUCUCCAGCUCAACUCCGUGUGGAUCUUGUUGAAGAUAUUCGCAAGAUAAAUACUAUGGCUGUACGAGCCAAGCGAGCAGGAAUGAUCAUUUUAGGUGGAGGUGUAGUCAAACAUCACAUUGCGAAUGCCUGUCUGAUGAGAAAUGGAGCCGAGAGCGCAGUUUACAUCAACACUGCGCAAGAAUUCGAUGGAAGUGAUGCUGGAGCAAGACCUGAUGAAGCAGUUAGUUGGGGAAAGAUUAAGGUUGGAGCUGAUAGUGUCAAGGUUUAUGUUGAAGCAACUGCCUGUUUCCCACUGAUAGUGGCAGGUACCUUUGCAAAAGAUCAAGAGAAGAGUGCACCCCAAACAACUUCAAUACCCUCGGAAAAUUAA
Molecule: messenger RNA, 1122 nt
Organism: Botrytis fragariae
Lineage: Eukaryota; Fungi; Ascomycota; Leotiomycetes; Helotiales; Sclerotiniaceae
Product: putative deoxyhypusine synthase protein
Exons: 2
Coding region: 1-1122 (373 amino acids)
Biological process (GO): peptidyl-hypusine biosynthetic process
Cellular component (GO): cytoplasm
Molecular function (GO): deoxyhypusine synthase activity
Source: RefSeq, a predicted model, not a curated record